CACUCAUUUCUCUUAUCACCACCACCCUUAGUCUCCCAACACUUCCAAUAUUCACUUCCCUUCCAAGCCCUUCUGAUAAUAACAUGUCAUCGCAGACCAUUGAGAGCCACCGUGAGGGUGCCGAGGUCUACCGCGGUGAUGAUCUCUGCAAGAAGAAUUCCAUCCAGCUCCUCGAAGAGGUCGGCCUCCCUAGGGGCUUGUUUCCCCUCGAGAACGUCGAGGAGUUUGGCUACAACCGUGCGGCUGGGUUCAUGUGGCUGAUCCAGAAGAAGAAGAAGGAGCACACGUUCAAGAAGAUCAAGCAGACGGUGGCGUAUGCCACCGAGGUGACAGCCUUCGUGGAGCAGCGCAAGCUGAAGAAGAUAACGGGCGUGAAGACGAAGGAGCUGCUGCUGUGGCUCUCUGUUGUCGAGGUGUACAUUGAUGACGCCUCAACGGAGAAGAUCACUUUCAAGACUGGAACCGGGCUGUCCGACAGCUUCCCGGUGUCGGCUUUCGACCUGGAGUAGCUUGAGGUGGUGAAGGGACUAGGGCUUCGGUUUUCUGUCAUCUUUGAGCUGGAACAUGCAAAUCAGUGGGUCUAACUACUGUUCAAACAUAUUGCUAAAAUAUUUUUAGUUCUUUUCUAUUCUGAGUUUGUAUCAAAUAAAAGUUGCAACUAAUGGUCUAUUCUAGUAUAUGUCUUGCUUGAUCAUUUGAAUCAAUCAUAUACAUGUUCUUAAA
This is a messenger RNA of Phoenix dactylifera (date palm), 723 nucleotides long. RefSeq lists its product as uncharacterized. The record is from RefSeq and is a predicted model, not a curated record. NCBI's taxonomy places the organism in Eukaryota, Viridiplantae, Streptophyta, Magnoliopsida, Arecales, Arecaceae.